AUGGCGGCGGCAGGUGGCUCCGGACAGGACUCCUUGGCGUUGGAGCUGCUGGAGUCGCUCUUCCGCCAUCGUGGCGUGCGGCCGAGUGGCCCGGAAGGCCGCUCCGCCCCAGGCGCCCCAGACGCGGCUGGGAGAGCGGCUCGCAGGCCCCAGGCGGGCGCGAGCACGCGGGAGCAGGGCGUCGCGGCCGUGCCGCCCCGCGAAUGGCCGGCGCGGCCGCCGGCGCCCGAGGAGCGCGCGGCAGCAGCCGCUGGGAAAACCGCGGCGCUGGGCGAGGCCGACGAGGUCCUGCGCGCUGCUGGCCUCGAAGCAGAGGCGGACGCGCUCCGGGGGCCGGCCAAGCGCCUGGCCAAGGAGGCUGCGGCGGCGGACGCCAAGCCGGGAGCCCGCCUGGACUCCUGCAUGGCGUUCGUCUCCCGAGCGGAGCGCCGCCUUGCAGCGGCGCGCGCGGACGCGGAGGCUGCGGAAGCGGCCUUGGCGGCCGCUCAGGCGCGUGUUGCGGAGCUGGACGAGGAGCUCCAGGAGGGCCAGAGGCGCCUGGGGGAGCUCCGGGCGGGCACUCCCGCAAACGGGCUCUCGCCAGAUGUCCUGGCGGAUGUGCGCACCGUGCUGGAUGCCGUGGAGCGGCUGCCGAUGGCCGGCCACGCCGGCAGUGGCCCCAGGCUACCAGCGGCGGCCCUGGAGGCCUGCGCAGCGCUGCGGCGGCGCUGCGGCGCGCUCCCAGACGGCCGCGGCCCACAGGAACGCCUCGACGGCCCGCUGGAGCCGCCGCCGGACGGCCCAGCGCAGGACGACGCCAAGGCCCUCGAUGUUGCCAGGCGCCUGCAGCGGCCCCGGAAGCUCGGCCUCUUGGGCGGGGUCUGCAAGGACAAGGGCCGGCGGAGGUCGCGGUCGGCUGCCGGGACGCGGUCGGCUGCCUUCGCGCCGCCUGCGGCCGCGGCGGCCCUCCUGGAGCCCGGCUCCGAGGGCGCCGGCUGGAGAAAAACCGGCGUCAGGGCGAGGCGUGCUGCCGUCGCGCCGCCUGCUGCCGCUGCGGCCCUCCUGGAGCCCGGCUCCGAGGGCGCCGGCCGAAAAAAAACUGGCGUCAGGACGAGGGCGGCAGCCCUCACGCCGCCUGCUGCCGCUGCGGCCCUCCUGGAACCCGGCUCCGAGGGCGCCGGCCAGAGAAAAACUGGCGUCAAGACGAGGCGUGCUGCCGUCGCGCCGCCUGCUGCCGCUGCGGCCCUCCUGGAGCCCGGCUCCGAGGGCGCCGGCCGAAAAAAAAAAACUGGCGUCAGGGCGAGGCUGGCUGCCCCCACGCCGCCUGCUGCCGCUGCGGCCCUCCAGCGGGUCGGCUCCGAGGGCGCCGGCCGAAGAAAAACUGGCGUCAGAGGCGUGCUGCCGUCGCGCCGCCUGCUGCCGCUGCGGCCCUCCUGGAGCCCGGCUCCGAGGGCGCCGGCCGAGGAAAAACAGACGCCAUGUGGAGGUCGGCUACACUCGCGCCGCCUGCUACCGCUGCGGCCCUCCUGGGGCCCGGCUCCGAGGGCGCCGGCCGAAGAAAAAUUGGCGUCAAGACGAGGCUGGCUGCCCCCACGCCGCCUGCUGCCGCUGCGGCCCUCCUGGAGCCCGGCUCCGAGGGCGCCGGCCGAAGAAAAACUGGCGUCAGGACGAGGCGUGCUGCCCUCGCGCCGCGUGCUGCCGCUGCGGCCCUCCUGGGGCCUGGCUCCGAGGGCGCGCGAAACGGUCCUGGGCGGCGCUGGGAGGCGCGGCUUGCCAGCGGCGCGGGCGCUGGGAGGCGUGGGUUGUUGCCGCGCAGGCGCUGGGAGGCGCGGAUUGCUGCCCGCGGAGGCGCUGGGGGGCGCAGAUUGCCAGCAGCGGCGCUGGUAG
Prorocentrum cordatum is the source of this 1866-nucleotide messenger RNA. Lineage: Eukaryota; Dinophyceae; Prorocentrales; Prorocentraceae. The record is from the annotation of a GenBank genome assembly.